Octodon degus (degu) is the source of this 477-nucleotide messenger RNA. It is a transcript of the gene Rgs13, whose product is annotated as regulator of G protein signaling 13. The transcript is spliced from 4 exons. The coding region runs from base 1 to 477 and encodes 158 amino acids. The record is from RefSeq and is a predicted model, not a curated record. Lineage: Eukaryota; Metazoa; Chordata; Mammalia; Rodentia; Octodontidae.
AUGAACAGGCAAAAUUGCUGGAUUUGUAAAAUUUGCAGAAAUGGAUCUAAGAGACUACCUUCAAACCUUACUUUGGAGGAAGUGUUACAGUGGGCCCAAUCUUUUGAAAAUCUGAUGACUACAAAAUAUGGUCCAGUAGUCUACGCGGCAUAUUUAAAAUUGGAGCACAGUGAUGAGAAUAUUAAAUUCUGGAUGGCAUGUGAAACUUACAAGAAAAUGGCCUCACGGUGGAGCAGAAUUUCUAGGGCCAAGAAGCUGUAUAAGAUCUACAUCCAGCCACAGUCCCCUAGAGAGAUUAAUAUUGACAGUUCUACAAGAGAAACUAUCAUCAAGAACAUUCAAGAACCCACUCAGACGUGUUUUGAAGAGGCUCAAAAAAUAGUAUAUAUGCAUAUGGAAAUGGAUUCCUAUCCCAGAUUUCUGAAAUCAGAAAUGUACCAGAAACUUUUGAAAACUAUGCAGUCCAACAAUUCCUGA